AACAAAAUUUCCUACUCUUUGUAUUGUUUCUGGUGAUAUUUUUUGUUUAUUUAAACCCAGUGUGGCGGCUCAUUUGUCUUCAUGUCUCAAAAUGGGUCGGGCAAGGGCUACCAGUUCUUCGUCUUCCAGCUACAGUACCAACCACUUUCCUUUCUCAAGCACCGCUUCUUCUUCUUCUUCUUCCUCCUCCCAGAGGGACCUCAGCACAAAUCUUCACCUUGGUCUUAGCAUUUCGAUUAGCCCUCCUUAUGCAAGAGAACCGAUGAAGGCAGUUGUAGAAGAAGAAUACGAGUGCAACAGCUCAACAUUUUUUGUCAAGGUUUACAUGGAAGGGAUUCCUAUUGGUAGAAAACUAGACCUGAUGGCUCACGAGAGUUACUAUGAUCUGAUAAGGGCUCUGGAGAACAUGUUCCAUACAAACAUUAUAUGGGCAGAGGCAGAGGUGGAUGGAGAUGAGUAUGUGAAAUGUCAUGUGUUAACGUAUGAAGACAAGGAAGGGGAUUGGAUGAUGGUUGGUGAUGUUCCUUGGGAGAUGUUCUUGUCAGCUGUGAGAAGAUUGAAGAUCAGCAAGUGCUGAAGCAAAAUACAAAGUAUUUGGUUUUAAAAGUAGAUAUCUUGCUGUGUUCUUGUCGAGUGCAAAUUAA
This is a messenger RNA of Hibiscus syriacus, 644 nucleotides long. RefSeq names its product auxin-responsive protein IAA20-like. Gene Ontology annotation, cellular component: nucleus. Lineage: Eukaryota; Viridiplantae; Streptophyta; Magnoliopsida; Malvales; Malvaceae. Gene Ontology annotation, biological process: regulation of DNA-templated transcription. The transcript is spliced from 4 exons. Bases 92 to 577 code for a protein of 161 amino acids. Gene Ontology annotation, molecular function: protein binding. The record is from RefSeq and is a predicted model, not a curated record.